Ipomoea triloba (trilobed morning glory) is the source of this 1937-nucleotide messenger RNA. Its product is annotated as probable serine/threonine-protein kinase PBL21. The coding region runs from base 227 to 1741 and encodes 504 amino acids. Gene Ontology annotation, biological process: protein phosphorylation. The record is from RefSeq and is a predicted model, not a curated record. The transcript has 6 exons. NCBI's taxonomy places the organism in Eukaryota, Viridiplantae, Streptophyta, Magnoliopsida, Solanales, Convolvulaceae. Gene Ontology annotation, molecular function: protein kinase activity; ATP binding.
UAUUCUUUCAUUUUUGCAUCAAUUGAGCUUUUACUAUGUAACAACUAACAAACUCUCAUUACACAAUUUCCAUACGUUUUCUUGGUUUAAAUACUCUCUUCUCUUUCGUUUCAGCAAUAAAUUCUCUCAUAUCUUCAAGCAAGGUAGUCCUCAAGCUUUUCCCCCUUUCUUUAUUCUAUCUUUUCCUUUUGGAUUUCUGUGUAGCAUUUUGAGAUUCUUUCUCCAAAUGGGGUUUCCUCAAAGUAGUUGCACUAACUCCAUGGACUCUCUUCCCACCCAUUUUUCUUCCAAGACUCGACCUUUGCCCGCUUAUGAAGAGAUAAAAAUUAAGUCUUUAAUAUACAGAAUGAUUUGGAGUUCUGGGCUGGGCCGUGUAAUUCUACCUCGCCGCCGGCGAAGCUCCGGGAGGGAUAAAGAGAAGAAUUUGGAGCACAAUAAGGCUUGGUUGCUGGCGGAAUCCGGUGGAGAUUUGAGUAAUGCUGACCCACAAUCAGUUCAUUCUUCUUUUAGGUUCAGUUUGUGCUCUAAGGUUGAGCUCGAGUCUAUGAGUAGUGUGAGUAGUUGCUCCUCUGCUACUGUGUUGAUGGUGAAUUUGGACAAUGGGUUGACUGAUCCUGGGUUGAAGGAGCUGAAAUGGAGGAGAUUUGAAUCUCUGGAGAGGAGUAUUUCACCUGUGGCACAUUCUUUGGUUAGGUUUAGCUUUGCUGAGAUUGUUUCUGCUACUAGAAAUUUCUCUCAAGGUAGGGUUUUGGGAAGGGGUGCAUUGAGCUAUGUUUUUAGGGGGAGAAUUGGACUUCCAUGGACUGUUGUUGCUAUUAAGAGGUUGGAUAAGGAAGAUAAAGAAACCCCAAAAGCAUUUUGUAGGGAACUUAUGAUUGCUAGCUCACUACAUAACCCUUAUAUUGUUCCACUUUUGGGUUUCUGUAUUGAACCAGAGGAGGGUUUGUUCUUGGUUUAUAAGUAUGUAUCUGGAGGGAACUUGGAGCGAUAUUUGCACGGGAAGAAGCGGGGAGUGAAAGGCGGUCCAGCGCUUUCGUGGUCUGCUAGGCAUAAGGUUGCAGUUGGCAUUGCUGAAUCAAUCUGCUAUUUGCACAAUGGAACUGGAAGAUGUGUUGUGCAUAGAGACAUCAAGCCUUCGAACAUCCUUCUUUCUUCGAGGAUGACCCCGAAGUUAUGUGACUUUGGAUUAGCUACAUGGACUCCUGCACCUUCGGUACCUUUCCUUUGCAAAACCGUUAAAGGGACAUUUGGGUAUUUGGCCCCCGAGUAUUUCCAGCAUGGUAAAGUGUCAGAUAAAACUGAUAUUUAUGCUUUCGGGAUAGUCCUCCUGGAACUACUAACUGGCCGGAAGCCAAUUGAAGGAAGUAGGGGACCGGGGGAAGAGAAUUUGGUCUUAUGGGCAAAGCCACUGCUGCAACAAGGAGCUCUCGAGAAAUUGCUCGAUCUGAGACUUAAGUUCCCGGGAAAGACCUUGCACAAAAUAGCCCGGAUGAUUCGAGCAGCAGCUGCAUGUAUAAACAGCGAAGAAUCCAGGCGGCCUAACAUCGGUGAGAUUAUUGCCAUACUGAGAGGCAUAAACCCCGAGCAAAGCAAGAAGAAGGGUAAUUUAACCGGCAAUAAUAGUAGCACGAUAGAUUGUUAUGCACAGCUGCAGCAGACUAAAACUGAAAUGAAGAGUCACUUAGCAUUAGCCAUGCUAGGCGUUUCAGAGUUUGAAGAUGAAGAUUUUUACUGCAGAUGAAUCUUAGAAAUAAUGUUUUUUGAUUUUGAUUUUGAUUUUGAUUUUUUGGUUUGUCUAUAUAGUAUAUGUAGGUCUAGAAUUGAUUACCUGUUCAAAAUGUGUAUGGAAAUGGCAGGGUGAUGAGUCCUCUCUGUUUGAAUAUAUAUAUAAUUCAUCUCCCAGAGCUCAUGGGAAAAUAUGAUAUAUUUUUGUUUUC